Plenodomus lingam JN3 is the source of this 222-nucleotide messenger RNA. The record is from RefSeq and is a predicted model, not a curated record. NCBI's taxonomy places the organism in Eukaryota, Fungi, Ascomycota, Dothideomycetes, Pleosporales, Leptosphaeriaceae.
AUGUUUAGUCAAUGGCAACGAGUUCAAGAAUACUUUUUCGAGAUUGAUGUCUUUCAUCUCACUCAAUUUCGAUAUCUCGCUUUCUACUACUCGCCUGCGGCCUCAUUGAUAGCAUCUAAGCAACCCUUUGCGUACGGUCUUUGCUAUCGCUUCAGCUCUUCACAGUUACUCUUCAAGCAGGACCGUGACCAUGCAAACGCCUACAGCGCUCCUGAUAGGUGA